Messenger RNA from Dichomitus squalens LYAD-421 SS1, 2439 nucleotides. RefSeq lists its product as uncharacterized. Lineage: Eukaryota; Fungi; Basidiomycota; Agaricomycetes; Polyporales; Polyporaceae. Gene Ontology annotation, molecular function: 5'-3' DNA helicase activity. The coding region runs from base 1 to 2439 and encodes 812 amino acids. The transcript is spliced from 10 exons. The record is from RefSeq and is a predicted model, not a curated record.
AUGCCGCUUCUUGGGGCUUCUUGUAGACACGCCCUGUCAGCGUUGCCGUUCGACCUACCGCUUCCCUUGCCUCCAUUAUCUACGACAGUCUGCCAACCACGCUCGAGACGACUCCAAGUUCCCCCACAUCUACCAACCUCACUCGAGGACGAAGUAUCAUCCAUGCCGCCAUCCAGAAUUCGCACGAUCCAACAGUCUCUCAUCGACGACUAUCAUCCCAACAUCCAAGUGCAAGACGAUGUCUUGGAGUCCAAACUGACGAAGGAGCUCUUCGACGACCUCUUGGACACUUGUCCCGUACCUCGUCGCGUCGGCCUCGCUGCAAUCUACUCCUCGAGCACCCGCAGCCGCGGGAUCCUCACCCGUCUUGUCGUCGCCACCAGCACCAAGGCCGUCGUGAUCCAGUUCCACGCGAAGGGAAAGGGCGCUAACGCGUACCGCGGCCGCGAAGUCCUCGCCGAGCAGAUCCUCUGCAACGAAGACGUCACCCUCCUCGCAUUCGACAUCGGAGAGCUCGCCAUCGCCCUCUUCGCCGACCAGAACCUCCGCAUCCUGAACGGCGUCGACCUCCAGUCCGCUUUCGGGGUCGGCCGGCCGCCGCUAGCCGCAAUCAAGUUUGCCGUCGAAGAGCACGCCGCCGUCCUGAAGGAGAACGUCGAGAGCGUCUUCGCGCAGUCCGUAUGGGACGACAAGCGCGCCAGCGCUGUCACCAUUGCUUGCACCCAGCAGGCUUGGGUCGCGCAGUGUGUCGCGACGUACGCAGGGAUGGAGGAGAGGGUCAUGGCCGCGAAGAAGGUCAACACGAGAUUUAUGAAUGAGACGCAACUCCGCGCCAUCGCACAGCUCGAGCGCGGCGACCAGAAGCUCGCGCUCGUCCAGCCCACGUCCAUCGCCCACGACUUCUCCGCCGUCGGCGCACGCCACCAGACCGCGCACCUCCGCGCUGAACGAUUCCAGACCCGCUUCCGGAAGGACGACACGGGCGUUCAGACCCAGCGCAUCGCCGUUCACGACCCGAAGACGGGAAUCGACUUCUUCAUCAACGGCACGAUCGUCACGGCUCAAGGGCGCAACGUCACGCUCAAGACCGACAGCUCUCUCGAAGGUCGAUCCAUCAUAUCCAUCACCACCGAGGGCGCAGACCGUCCGACGAAUGCGAACCAGCAGCGGUCGCACGCUGUACUCCAGGCGCUUCAGGGCGGCGACAUCCUACAGAACCCGUUCCUCAAAUACAUCUUCGAACCAUCCUCGGAGUUUGCAUGGCCUGAAGCCUUCCCGGUCGUCGAUACCAUUCCCCCGAUCAUCACCAAACGUCCUCUGAACGAUUCCCAACAACGCGCUGUCGAGCAUAUGCUCCUCAAGACCAGUGAAACCAGACUGAGUAUCAUACAGGGCCCCCCUGGCACAGGGAAAACCACAGUCAUAGCUGCAUUUGUCGCCUCAGCUGUUGCUGCUGGUACAAGUGGCAUCUGGCUUGUCGCUCAGACCAACAUUGCUGUGAAGAACAUUGCUGAGAAGCUGGCGGAUGUUGGCUUCCUGAACUGGAGGCUGCUAGUCUCUAACGACUUCCACCUUGAAUGGCAUGAACAUAUCUACACUAGUAUCAACAAGAAUAUCAUUCUAUCACGUGACUUCAAGAGGGCGCAGCGGAAGGUCCAAGGCAUCCCAGUCAUACUCUGUACUCUAUCCAUGCUAGCCCACCCCAAACUGCACAUCUUCACCACAGCUAACCCUAUCAGCACUCUGGUCAUUGAUGAAGCUAGCCAGAUUGGCAUUGGGGACUAUGUAGCCCCUCUCCAGCAGUUCCCAUCCAUCUCUAAGAUCUGCAUGAUAGGAGAUGACAAGCAAUUGCCUCCAUUUGGUGCUGAUGAUGACAAUAUCAUUCAGAGCAUCUUUGAGAUCUCCCACCUGCGCUCUACAGCACUAUUCCUCAGUAUCCAAUACCGCAUGCCUCCCCUUAUUGGAGAGGUUGUCUCAGAGGUCAUCUAUGAGGGGCAGCUCCAGUCCUGGCCAGACCACCCAGUUCCCACCACUCAAGACAGCUGCUGGUUUGUCCAUACUGAGGACUCUAGGGAGCUGCAGCAUGAGACUAGUUGGCAUAACCCUGCUGAGAGACUCACAGUCCUUAAAAUUGCUGAGAAGCUCCAGGCAGAGGACAAGGAGUACUGCAUCAUCACCCCCUAUGAUGCUCAGCGCAGUUUCCUUGAGAAUGAGCUGAAAGCUUCUGGUCUUGUCUGGCAGGACAAAUGCUUCAAUGUAGACUCCUUUCAGGGGAAUGAGAAGGACUAUGUCAUAGUCUCCCUGAGAGGCAUGUACAUUGUCACCUCCUGGGACUUUGUGUGGGACAGGGCUGCUCAGACUCUGGUGGGCAGGAUGGCAGCUGCCUGGGGUGAUGAAGUCUGGGUGAACCCAGAGUGCCUUACAGUUGAGGAUGCCUGA